CCUGAAGCUCCUGGCUUCUGUUGUCUUGUUGUUGUCUCCUCUGUUAUGUCAGACUUUUGUUUGGUCGUUGUUGUUGUUGUUGUCGGGUAAGCACCUCGGCAUUAACGUCAUUCAUGGAUUACUCUUUGAUUAUUCCUUUACGUUCCCUGGCAGCGCCACUGACGCGCCGGGUCGGAAGUGGGUCGGCUCGGCAUUAGCCGGUGUGAAGGUUGCAGUCUGGAGUGUGGAUGCUGGUUAGAUAAUCAGGCUGUCUGUCUGUGCUGUGCGGGCAGAGCUUGUCUCAUUCAAACUGCAGAAGACAAGCUUACCUUGCCCUCCUCACAGCCCUCUUACCUUUCCCCUUGAGACUGUCCACCUGUCCUUAUAUUACCACCUGGAAGCUAUGGCAGAGGCCCCAGCACCCACCCCCUCUGAGGAGGGUCUGCCCGUGCAGUGGAAUUUUUCCAAUCGACGCAGCAGGAAGUCGGGAUGCUCCAACAUCUUUGCAGGGAUUAACCUGCACCAGCUGCACCGGCUGUUCAGAACAGCAGGGGACGGAGACGCUGAACAUCGGGCGAAGCUGGUGUGGCGAGGGAUGGAUGCAGAUAUGGAGGGAGCAGAGGAGGCGAAGGAGGACGAAAGGGAGGAGCGGGAGGAUGAGGCAGGGCUGGCCCAGGCCUUGGUGGGCCUCCGAGUCCGAGCCAGGAACAAAGCAGGCAUCAGAGCGGAGGGACACAGAGACCUCAAGUGGCUCAAAGCAUCAGGAUAUCUCAGGAUUGAGGAGCCAUUAUCCGGCUACACCAUCGACGAUGAUGAGGCCAACAUAGAGCCCAGUCCGGGAGAAAUUCUGCCAGCGAUUGGGGAAGACAUCCCAGAGUACCAAAAUCCCUUCAAACCCUCCUCAUGGAGGUUGGAUGUGGCGAGACAGGAGUGUGCCAGACACUCUGAACGUUACCUUCACCGCAUCCUCCACUAAAAACAGACUGGAGCUCUGAACAACACACUGCGGUUGUAAUGCAGUGCUGAAGUAAUGAAAACACAACAAAAUGAACUGAUUCUGCAUGGAAGGACACACUGUAGUACCACUGUUAGCACCAUUUGCUAACAUGUACUCUGCUAGAUCCCAGCAUAAAGACAAUUUUUAUAAAUGAUUUACCAUGCGUUGAUGUAAAAGCUGAUGUGGUUAUUUAUGCUGAUCACACAACUUUGCUCUGUGCAUCAGUAACAUUAGCGGAGCUGACAGAGAAUCUACAUGGCGAGUUGCAUGCCGUUACUAAAUGGGUGAAAAUGAACAAUUAGCAUUGAACAUUGCCAAAACUUAAUGUAUUAUAUUUGGUGGUGGGAAUGUUCUCACUAACGCCGCUGUGCUCAGCUUGUCUAUCGAUGGGAUAUCAGUUGAGCAGGUCACCAAAACCGAAUUACUGCGUGUUAAAUUCAAUAAUUUACUGUCAUUUCAAAGAAAUGUUCUGCAUAUGUUCCACUUUCUGUUAUUAUUGAUGUUGUAAGGUCAUACCAGGAGCACUGCCCAGUCAUCUGAUCAAGUGCUGCUGAAAAAUAUCUUUGAAAGUAAACUUCAAAUUGUGCAGAACAAAGCCGUUAGGUUAGCUCCUUGUUAUUUUUAUGUGUGUGAGAUGACGAUAUUGUAACACUGCAUUAAAUGUUCAUUUUUCAAGAGCACUUACAGUGUAUUUCUGGCCGAGGAUGUUUUGGUUUUUUAUGACAUAAUACUGGAAUUAAUGUCCAAAUGACGAUGCAGUCAAUCACAUUCUUUUAAAACCUGCUUUUAACUGACUUUUUGGCCCAGAGGGGGCUGCAAAAACAAGUUGUAAACACACAUAGCCUAUUUACAUGUGCAGUUACAGUUACAGUUUUUGGCCACCUGAUGAAUGUAAGUCCAAUAUUCACUCUUUUAGCUCUGUUUUUGGUCUCCACCAACUCCUGAGGGGAAUAUCUGGCUCCACUAUGUUCACCAACUUAUCUGUAACUGCGUUUGUCUGUGGUUUGGUGGUGAACAUAGUUUCUUAGAGCUUUACUGCUGAAAACAGCUGACUGCUGCAGUGGGAAACGAUGCCAGUGACAGUGGUUAGACUGACGCUAAAGAUUAAAAUUGUAAGCCAUGAAACCAAAACAAUGACCUGAACUACAGUCACAUCGAGGGUCUAAGGACGCAGAGUCUUGAACACUGUACAGAUUGUAAAGCCCUCUGAA
Molecule: messenger RNA, 2187 nt
Organism: Chelmon rostratus (copperband butterflyfish)
Lineage: Eukaryota; Metazoa; Chordata; Actinopteri; Chaetodontiformes; Chaetodontidae
Gene: avpi1
Product: arginine vasopressin induced 1
Exons: 3
Coding region: 383-955 (190 amino acids)
Source: RefSeq, a predicted model, not a curated record